ACUCCAGCGGCCGUCGGGCGGCUGUUUACCGAGCAAGCACAGAGUAGCCGUGAGGAAAGUGACAGCCACACGGGAGGCUCGGUGUAUGGUGAAACACAGGUGAUUUCAGCUUCCACGGUCGCAUUUUAAAGCGUAAUGUUCACUCGAAGGGGGCAUGGAGACGUCAAGAAAUCUACACAGAAAGUUCUGGACCCAAAGAAGGAUGUCUUUACCCGGUUCAAACACCUCCGGACUCUGUUAGAUAUCAUUGACAAGAGUGAGUUGAAGACAUUCUUUGAGAACAACAGUUCUCAGAUUUAUUUUAUCUUCUAUGAAAAUUUCAUUACACUGGAAAGCAACUUAAAACAAAAAGGGAACAAAUCUCAAAGGGAGGAGCUGGACUCUAUCCUCUUUAUUUUUGAAAAAAUCCUGCAGAAUCUGCCUGAGAAGAUCUACAACAGAUGGCAGUUUCACAGUAUAGGUUCUAUUCUCAAAAAGCUUCUGCACACUGGAAAUUCAUUCAAAAUUCGCUGUGAGGGGAUCCGUCUCUUCCUGCUGUGGCUGCAGGCCCUAAGGGACCACUGUGCAGAGGAGCAGUUCCUCAUCUUUGCCUGUCUGGUGCCAGGAUUCCCCGCUGUGCUCUCCUCCAGAGGGCCGUGCACCCUCGACACCAUCAUUUACAACCCUUUCUCCAACCCCCCAGAUGCCAAGGUGGUGCCUGAGGAGAUCACCCCACUGGUUCCAGCUGUGGCAGGUGAAAAAGCUGCAGAUGACCUGACCUGUUAUAUCCUAGAAAUACUGCUUAAGUACAUGGUCAUCCAGGCAUCCAGUUUAGAAUGGAAGAACAAAGAGAACCAGGACACAGGCUUCAGGUUUCUCUUCACCCUGUUCAAGAAGUACUACCUUCCACACUUAUUUCCCUCUGCCCUCAACUCUUCAUCCACUGUUACUCCAUCAGACCUCCCCCACCACAGACCAAAACCCUUGUAUGUGCCAGUGACACGGAACAAUGAGAGCACCUUCUGCACAAGGGAUCAGUACCUAGCACCUCGUGUGGCCUUCAUCACCUGGCUUGUCACUUUCUUCCUGGAGAAGAAGUACAUCAGCAGUGCUGCUUCAGCGCAGAGCGCAAAGAACGGCACCGAGGUCAUUCCCAAACUCAUCCAGACUGUCACUGCAGGCAGUAGCAGCCAGGAGAAGGAUAAGACAUCAGAUGGGGACACAAACGGACCAGCGGGGGAGCCUGAGAAGAGCCACUCCAACAGUAGCACCCUGUCAGAUCGACGAGCCAGCGAUUCCAGUUUGUGUAGCGUUGAGGAGGAGCACCGCCACGUUUAUGACAUGGUGCAGUCCAUUCUGCUCUCCACCCGGGACAAUGUGAACUUCGUCAACGAGAUCUUCCACCAGGCUUUCUUGUUGCCGUCCUGUGAGGCUUCUGCAACCAGGAAGGUCAUCAAAGUGUACAGGAAGUGGCUCCUGCAGGAGAAACCCUCUUUCAUGGCAGAGCCUGACAGAACUGCUCGGGAAGAUGAAGUGGACGAAUGCUCCGAACAGAUUAUCAGCACCGAGACAAAUAACAUGCACGUGCAAAUGAUGGAGAGUCACAGUCACAAGCGGUCGUCCAGCUGGGGUAGGACCUACUCGUUCAGCAGUGCCAUCAAUCAGGGCUUCAUCACCGAGGAGGAGAACAGGAGCAUCAAAGCCGGCAUCCAGCCAACACUACAGGUGUUUCUGACCAGUUCAUCCAACGUGUUUCUGUUGGAGCCAUGCCAGGAUGUACCAAAACUCCUGGAAAAUCAGGUUGAGGUGUGCAAGGGUGUUCUUAGCAUCUAUCGGCAUAUGAUCAUGGAGCACUCCAUGAAUACACAGACGUGGGAGCAGAUGUUGCAGGUACUACUGAGAAUCACAGAGGCUGUGAUGAAGAGGCCACAGGACAACCAAAGAAAAGACGGCUUUGCUGAAAGUUUAGCAUCUUUGCUUUUUAGGACCAUCAUUGUGGCGUGGGUACGAGCCAACCUGUGCGUAUUUAUCUCCCGGGAGCUUUGGGAUGAGCUGCUGGCAGUGCUGUCCUCUCUUACCUGCUGGGAGGAGCUGGUGACAGAAUGGGCCAGCAUCAUGGACUCGCUUACGGCUGUGCUGGCACGCUCCGUUUAUGGCCUGGACAUGGCCAACCUGCCUCUGGACAAACUCAGUGAACAGAAGGAGAAGAAGCAGAGAGGACGUGGAGUGAUCCAGGACUCUCAGAAGGCAGCAGCAGUUGCACGCUCAUUCUCCCUGAGCUGGAGGAAUCAUGGGGAACAGGGCGGGCCACCAGUACAGGAGCCCAUGAGGACUCGCUCAGCCACUACUUCAGGAGCACCGGGUGUGGAGAAGGCCCGGAACAAUGUCCGACAGAAGGCCUCUGCUAAGCGAAGCCAGUCCAUCAGCAACUGUGUUCAUCUAUACGAGGCUUUGCCCACUACUAAAAGUGUUCCUAUGCUGCUCCACACUGUGAGCUCUUUCUUGCCUGGUAUCUCUUCUGGUAACUCUGCUUGCUCUCACAGACUCUCAGAUGUGGAGGAGUGUCAGCUGUCAGAGUGUGGGGGAGAGGAGGAGCUGGGAGGCAGAGACAGUCCUCUGCCGCGUAGCAGCAGCACCUCAGACAUCACCCAACAGCUGUCUGAGACCUUACCAGUCCAGCAGAGAGAGUACUCGCCUACUUCCUGUGGUUCUGAUAGCAGGAUGUCUGAGGGCAGGACUGAGAGCAGUGAACCGCCUGUGAUCCUGAUCCGACGGACCAGCAGCUCAGCUGAAACAGAGUGCAAUACUGAGGGACACGCAAACUACACGAGGCCCAAGCUCAGAGAGAAAAGUGAGAGUGUUAGUAGCGAGACGUCCAAUGGCUACCUCAAUGAGGCUGAAGUUACCUGGCAGGCGUUUGACGAGGAAGCUGAUAAUCAGUCCACGCAGUCGGCACACAUGGACGUAACAGUUGAUCCUCAGAGCCAGGGGAGUCUGCUGCUCAGCCAUAACGAAGCUUUAGCAGGUCCUGAGUGUGCUCUCCCUACCCACUCCGCAUCCCCGUCCUACCACCACAACCACCAAAACCACUACCACUACCCCCAGAAUCCCCCCGCUUCACCAGCCCUGCUGGUGCACACAGAGUGCCCACGGGAUUGCCCCCUGGACGACACCAUGCAUCAGUCUGUCUUACACAUGCCACACCACUUGGAUAGCAGCGAGUUUCUGGCUGAUGAUGUCAGCAUCAUUGCUGGUGGGACUCUGACUGGCUGGCAUGCUGAUUCAGCCUUCGUCCUGUGGCGGAGAAUUUUGGGUAUCCUGGGAGAUGUCAACAAUAUCCGCUGCCCCAAAAUCCACGCCAAGGUCUUCUCCUAUCUCUAUGAGCUGUGGCACAAGCUGGCCAAGAUUCGGGACAAUCUUGGGAUUAGUGUGGACAACCAGUCUUCUCCGCCCCAACCUCCCUUCAUCCCACCUCUUCGAAUGCUUGCGUCCUGGCUUUUCAGGGAUGUUUUGAACACCAUCAUCCGCUCCUGCUCUCCUCGAUUCUUCUUCCUCGGCCUGCCGGGCUUCACAAUGCUGAUUGGAGAUUUCAUCGCUGCUGCUGCCUGCGUCCUCACCUCUGGCUCCUCAGAGGCUCCAAGGGUGGAAGCUCAGACGAUCCUGGGCUCCCUCGUGUGUUUCCCAAACCUCUACCUCCAGAUUCCUAUACUGCACCGUGUGCCUGGCUCUGAUGACAUCAAUGUGAGCAAUGAGGAUAUCAAGAAUUACUUGGUCAACAUCCUGCUGGAGACGGCAACCAAGGAGCACUAUGAAGGGGCGAGGUGCAUUGCUGUGUGCAGCCUGGGUCUGUGGGUGUGUGAGGAGCUAAUGCAAAAGAACAUCCACCCCCAGGUUAAAGAUGCCAUCAAUGUUUUGGGAGUGACACUAAAGUUUGGGAACAAAGCAGUGGCGCAGGUAGCCUGUGACGUGUUUCAGCUGCUCAUCUCUCACUGGGAGCAUCUCCAGAGGUUGGAGCCCACAUUCCCAAAGAAGAUUAUUGAGAUCUUUGUGGCCACAAUAGCCUUUUUGUUGCCGAGCGCAGAGCACUCAGCGGUGGAAGCGGACAAAAAGUUGAUGGUAUCGCUUCUGCUUUGCCUGUUGGACUGGUGCAUGGCUGUUCCCUUGAGUCUGCUGCUUGAGCCUAUCACCAUGCCUUCACUGGAGGACCACACAGCCCACAAGGCCCCGCUGCUGGACUACAUCUACAGGGUGCUGCACUGCUGUGUGGCUGGGUCCAACCUGCACACCCAGCAGAGCCACUAUCUGCUCACCCUGUCUGACUUGUCCAGUGACUAUGACCUCAUGCUGGGUCAGGUUAAGCGUUGCGAGCCACCCCCGUCACAGACACCCAUGGACUUAGGCAACCUACUCACUGUGGCUGAGGAAAAGCGUCGCCGCAACAUGGAGCUGAUCCCACUGACGGCACGGAUGGUCAUGACACACCUCGUGAACCAUUUGGGCCAUCAUCCCCUGAGCGGCGGCCCCGCUCUCCUCCACAGCCUCGUGAGCGAAAAUCACGACAACCCGUACGUGGAGUCGUCCGAGCUGUCCUCCGAGGUCUUCAAAAGCCCCAACCUGCAGCUUUUUGUCUUCAACGACAGCACGCUGGUGUCCUACCUGCAGAUCCCUGCCGAGACCCCCACCGUCGGACAGCCCCUGCACACUUCCUCCCAAGUGCGCGUCAUUGUCCGGGACAUCUCGGGCAAGUACUCGUGGGAUGGUGCCAUCCUCUACUGCACCGCACAUGAAGACUUUGACGUGGGAGCCUUUAAACCAGUCGACCCUUCGCUUUCUGCAGUCAACCACAGCAGAAACCCGCCCCCCUCCCCAGUAGCAGGACCGCACAAGCGUCAUCGCUCAGGCUCCGAUUGCCUCUCAAACUCCUGUGAGGAGGAUGAGUUUGAUGUUCUCGAUAAGCUUUUGGACGACCUCGGACACAGCAGCCCAGAAUGUCUUCCCCAGCCACGACUUAAGCUUAACCAGCCGGCCGCGUCGCCACACGGGAUGAACCUAGAGCAAGAGAACGCCAUCCUGGAAGCCAUUCAUCGCCAGACUCAGCAGGAGGAGGAGCAAGUGAGGAGGUGGGAGGCUGAUGUAAGCUUUCGGGCGGACUGCCAGAGCGAACCGUCCCACCAGGAACCAAAAGCUCCUUUUUACUUCUGCCGGCUGCUGCUUAAUGAUCUUGGGAUGAACUCUUGGGAUCGCAGGAAAAGCUUCCAUUUGCUGAAGAAAAACUCUAAACUCUUACGGGAACUGAAGAACUUGGACUCCAGGCAGUGCCGAGAGACGCACAAGAUUGCCGUGUUCUACAUCGGAGAAGGCCAAGAAGACAAGUGCUCCAUUUUGUCUAACAGCGCAGGAAGCCAGGACUAUGAAGACUUUGUAUCUGGACUGGGAUGGGAGGUGGACCUAGCCACGCACUGUGGCUUUAUGGGCGGGCUCCAGAGGAAUGGCAGCACAGGUCUAACGGCUCCUUAUUAUGCUACCUCCACUGUGGAAGUCAUUUUCCACGUCUCAACGCGUAUGCCAUCUGAUUCUGAUGACUGCCUCACCAAAAAGGUUCCCUUCUUUGGCCCUCUGUUUAAUGGCGCUAUCGUCACUGGGAUGCUGCUGCCAAGUUUAGUGCGGGCUACCUGUAUCAAUGCCAGCAGAGCUGUCAAGUCCCGGCUGACUCUCUACCAGAGCUUCUAUGAGGAGCGGGCACUCUACUUGGAGGCCAUUGUUCAGAAUCAUAGAGAGGUCAUGACCUUUGAAGACUUUGCCUCACAGGUUUUCUCCCCCUCCCCUGGAUAUCCAAUGAGUGGGACAGGGUCCUUCACCGGCAGCGGAAGCACCGAAGCCGGAAGCAUCACCACCACCACGACGGAUUCAGUCGACCAGGUGUCUCCCACCAUGCCCCGUGCCACAAAGAACAGAGUUUCCGGGAAACUCCGCCGAUCAGCCAGCGCUAUAAGCAAAUCCUCCAACUGAGCUCUUCAACCCGUCCCCCUCUCCCCCCUACCCGAGUGCCGCCUUCAGUCUUUUCUCGAAAAACCUCACAAACUCAGCCGCGACUGCAAGAAAUUACUUUGAUGUUUCAUUUUUUUUCCUUUUUGUGACAUAUAAACAUUAACUGGAGCAUACGGCAAUUUUUCAUUUAAGUGGCAAUCAUUGAUUUCUUUGUCAGUACAUUUCACUUUGUUGUGGUGUUAACUGAGACAGGUGUGUGUGUGAAAGUAAGCUAUUUAUGUUUGUUGGUUUCAGCAUAGGAGGCACCUGCGAUGAUUUUAUCAUUUUCUAGAGCGCUCGCGUGCGCUAGAAAAACACUUAAAGUUCUUACUGUAGUAAGGUAACGGGAGACUGUUUCCCCCUGUCUCUGUAGUUCCUCUGUCCCAGCACUUCAUGUAACAAAGCACUGAUGACGCAGCUGUAAAUGACACCACGCUAAAACUGCACAAGAGUUUGGUAUCCAUUUAUAAAUAAGUCUGCCUUUUAUACCUCUGUUUGCAUCCGCCACAGCCUCUCUGUGGCGAAGAUACCAUUUCAGUUAGCGGCAGCGCAAUGCCGUCCCAUCCACGUCGGGGAAUGAUGUUCCUGCAGGAAAAAGCACCAAUGGAUGGGGAAAGCUUCCCCUGAAUGUUUCGCAGUCGCUGCACUAGCACACGGGAGUCCCUGCAGCAUGUGCAGCCAGAGGCUGUUUAAUUGUUUUGAACUGGGAGUGGACAAUCGAUGACGUCUUUCUAACUUGAGCUGAAAUGACAUUUGGGUUACUACUCCAAUUUUCCUUUUUAAAUGAAUUCCAAUGGAUCGUGUCAUUAUUUGAUUUAUGCAACUGCGCUGGAAUGAGAAAACACUGCGUUUGUAAUUGUUUUCUGAUGUCGUUAACAUAGGCUCAUGUCCGGUAAUUAAAUAAGUUCCUCCUGUCUCUUUCCUCUGCUAUCAGUUUCCCUGUCCUGUAAAGCCGAGACAUCGACAUUCCGACAUUUCCAACAUUCCCAACACACACUUUUGCACUCACUCUUGUCAGUUAACAUCAAAUGCUUCUUUGUUCUUGGAUGUAAAUUGCUUUAAAUAUUAUUUGUUGAUGGACUGUUUGAAUUAUCUUUUGCGGUGUUGUGUGUUCGUGUGGUGUUUAAAGGAAAAAUGCCGCCAGAGCCUCAGGUAACCCCAUGCACUGGUGUGUGUGUGUGUGAGAGUGUGUGAGAUUGUGUUUCUGAGGGAGCGUCUCACAGUGCCUGUGUAAUGUCUGUCUUCUAAGAUGAUGUCCCACAUUAUUUCCACGCCCCACAGCGUCCCGUCUCCUCCUCAGGAGUAAAAAAACAAAAACAAGUCUCUCAAGUGCACGUCUCAUGAAAACAGCAACAGAUGGAUUUUUGCUCUUUAUUUAUUGGUGGUGUGCUGCCACCUUCUUUGUGUCAGUGGCAUCCAUUCGUCCUCUUUCCCAUGAUCCUCUUCCCAUGUCAUGGCCUCCUGAGGCCACGGGAGGGGGAGGAGGCGGCUGGGUUUAGGUGGCAUGCCAGAGCUGAACUCUUAACAGCCCUCCUAGCAACAGCCAGCCCGCCUCUCGCACUCCUCCAACCUGCCAGCUCGAGUUGUCAUGGUAGCCAGGUGUCCCCCGCCUCCCCUCCCUCCCACUCGCCCACUCACUCGCAAACAUACUCGCUCACAUAAACACACUAUAGACUCUCACCCUCUGAGGGCUCCACCUAAGCUGCAACACUAUCCCCCAUCUGUUGCACUACUAUGCCUUACUUUCCCCGCGUUCCUCUGUCGGUUUCUCCACAUCUCGCCUCCUGUUGGUCCGUUCCCCGAGCAGGAUGUGAGGAAUCCCCGCAGCAGGAGGAGGACUGACAGAUCUGUGCUCUCUUUAUUUCAUGUGUUGUCAUUUUUGAGGAAUGUAUAGAUAUAUAGGCCUGGAUCACAUCUAUGGUUUUAAUUUUCCCCAAAGCCACUUGAAGGAACUGACCAUGAUGUCGAUCCAAAGAUUGUAGCUUAUAGAAUAUGUCUGUUAAAAGGAGGAUUAGUCACUGGAGGUGUUAGUUCGGACCAAGAUUGUGUGUCUUAUACGCGUGAAGAAAUUGAGAUAGUCGUAGUUUUAGUUAUUUUCUCCUUCUCGUUUUAGAAAUCCUUGUACAUUGUGUCAAAUUUGAGGGCUUCGUUGCCCUCAGGAUAUAAAUAUAUUAAUGCCUGUAAUAUAAUCUUUGUAUAAGAGGGGGAAAAGCUUGAAACUUUCAUCAUUACUUGUCAACAUAUCAAACUGUUUUUAAUGACCGAAGUCCUGCUAUCUUUAUUAGAAAUGUGAAAACUGAAACAUUUCAUUAAAUCGAUUUGAAAUUCUA
Neolamprologus brichardi is the source of this 8336-nucleotide messenger RNA. Lineage: Eukaryota; Metazoa; Chordata; Actinopteri; Cichliformes; Cichlidae. The record is from RefSeq and is a predicted model, not a curated record.